This is a messenger RNA of Gongylonema pulchrum, 459 nucleotides long. The record is from the annotation of a GenBank genome assembly. Lineage: Eukaryota; Metazoa; Nematoda; Chromadorea; Rhabditida; Gongylonematidae.
AUGGUGGUCUCGGAAGUUGUUGGUACUUUGUCAUUUUUGAAGCCGCAGCCUGAUGACGAUUUUGUGGAUCGCUUACAUUAUUAUUACACAAGCACGCUUCUUCUUGUUGCUGCUGCCACAUUGAUUUCUUAUGCCUUAUUCCUUAUACAAUCUCAGGUGCUGAUGAGCUUGAAAAUGUUUGGUGGAAGACCAAUCGAAUGUUGGGUUCCGGCAGAAUACCGAGGCGGCUGGGAAGAUUACACAGAGAUGUUCUGUUGGGCUCGAAGCACCUACUGGGUGUCAUUCGACGAGGAAAUUCCGGAAAAUAUAAGCGACCGGGAAAAACGCAUGGUCUCAUACUAUCAAUGGACGCCUUUCUUUUUCGUCAUUUGCGCCUUUCUCUUCUAUGCGCCUUGCUUGAUCUGGCGAAUGAUGUAUGAUAAAUCUGGUACGCUAUUUCGAAAGUUCGCAAUCUUACUU